AUGGCACGUUUGGCGGUUGCGGCGAAGUUGGUUGCGGGAGGUGAACACAAUGACAACAGCGCUGGGUUGCGCAGAUCGCCUCGCAAGAAGGCAAACACUGUACGAAAACAGACCAGAGAGCUGUCGCCAGAACCGACUCCGCGGUCAAGUGAACCGGCAGCUCGGAAAACAUCGCGAACCACCACCAAUGCUGUGAGGAAAACAGCAAAGUCGGCAGCCACUUCAGGACUCCAAGAGAUUAGUCUGCCGUACACCAGCGACGUGGAGGAAGUCGAGACAGUCAUCAGCAGUGCGCAGCGACUGAGAGCACGGCCACCGCCGAGCGACAUUGAUGCGAUUGCUUCUGAGCUGGACAGCCUUUCUCUUACAAGUAGGGACGGCCGCAAAGGACAUUCGCAGCGACGUGGCGUCCAGGCAGUGAAAGUGCGGUCACAGCAACACUACACUAGCCGCUUUGUAUUGAAGGAAGCAGAUUGUGUGGACGACUAUUCCGAUACAGCAGAGAAUGAAGACGAAGACACAGACCUCAGUGGGUUCAUCGUCGACGAUGAUGCUGAGCUGAGCUUUCACCAGACGGCUGAAGACAGUUCCGACACUGAAUACCAGGCAAAGCCACCAACAAAGCCACGACGUCGUCUUCAGCGUGGACGCCGGACGAUCAUUGACUCGGAGUCGGAUAAGGAGAAUGACUCUGAAGCGGAGCUGGCAGGCGCACUGAACAAUUUACGUGUUGGCGAGAAUCGGAGAACAAAUGCUGGCAAGGCAACGCCGGAAGUCAUCGACCUGACUUCACCGUCGCCAGUGAUUUCGAAAGUGGGUCCUGGCUCCCGACCCCCUCCUAUGGGCGAUCCAUUUUCUUCCGAUAGUGGAGACGAUGUCGAGGCUGGUGGCGACUCGACCUUCCCACAGAAGCUGCCCUCCCUUUUCGAUUCACUUCUGCGACUCUCGCCCCCAAAAUCUUCAGAUUCUGCUGUUCCUUCUGCCCAUCCAGAAUUGUCUCCAAAGAGGCAUAUGAACGAUAGGACUGGUAGUGCCAUUGUAGAACAGAGACCUCAUACGCCGACUGGGCCGCGAACACCACCUCGCCUGAAGUCUCCAUCAAAACUUCUGUCUCCAUCGAAGAAGAAAGGCAACCUCCGCUCUCCACAUCGUCAAUCCACCGACGCAUUCUGGGACUUGCAUACAGUUAACGACUGGGUCGACAUCAACAGCCCUAAGAAAGCACCAAUCGAUUCACCACGAAAGAAUCCUCUUGCUCGUUUCGCAAUCUGGUCCGACGGAGACGAGAUGGUUGGCUACAACUCCUCCUCCUCUUCUCCUCCGAGCCCAUGCGCUUCACCUACUAAGCCUCUUGCGUCACCUGAGAAGGCGGCUCAAGCAGCACGACUUGCAGAGAAGCGAGCUGAGAAAGCCAAGCGCGUUGCCUUUGAUGCAAUCAAGGAUAAAGUCGCGAAUGAUCUCCUAACUUACCUCGACAACAAUAUCACGGGAGGCAAGCUCAAACAAGCGAGCGCUUCCACAGGCGGCGUCCGCAUCAUUUGGUCAAAGACUCUGCGCACAUGCGCAGGUCGCGCCAAUUACCUCAAAAAGGUCCAGCCUGGCAUCGCGCCAUCGCCACCAUCAAGUCCGAGAAUGGGCGCCAGAGUCAUCACCAAAGACGAAAUCGUCGCAGCUUCCCCCACCAAGUCAGUCGUCCACUAUCAUCUCAACAUCGAGCUCGCUGUCAAGGUCAUCGAUCGCGAAGAACGCAUUGUCAACACUCUAUCUCACGAGUUCUGUCACAUGGCAUCCUACAUCAUCAGCAAGCAACUGCAGGAUCAGCACGGACCCGACUUCUGGUUCUGGGCCAAUCAAGUCGUUGCAUGCCUGCGCAACGCUGUUGUUCCUGUCCCUGACACCACCAAUAUGUUCACCAUUACCAACAGUUCCGACUACGCUCCCACUCCACGCCCCUCCUGGCGCGAUGUCGAGAUCACUACCUGCCACAACUACAAAAUCGACUACAAAUAUGUCUGGGUCUGCAUUGGCCGCGAUCCGCAAGUCUUUUCUGCUGUUCAAGAAUACCUCAACAUCACCCCCAACCCGGCUGCGCAGGGAUGUGGCGCUAAGUACGAACGGCACAGCAAGAGUCUCGAUACCGAGAAGUCGCGUUGUGGCACGUGCAGAGGUUUCUUAGUUCAGGUCAAACCUUUCCCGCGCAAGACGAGCCCGAAGAAGAAGAUGGUCGAUAACUUCAAGAUCACGAAGAGAACCGAGAGCAGUGGUAGCGAGAAGGAGCGCGGCCUCAGCGGCAGCAGUCAGGGCAGCUUGGGAGGUGUUUUGGAUGCUAUGGUCGACGUGAUCGACCUCAGCGACUGA
Molecule: messenger RNA, 2358 nt
Organism: Cyphellophora attinorum
Lineage: Eukaryota; Fungi; Ascomycota; Eurotiomycetes; Chaetothyriales; Cyphellophoraceae
Product: HMG box-containing protein C19G7.04
Exons: 1
Coding region: 1-2358 (785 amino acids)
Cellular component (GO): nucleus
Source: RefSeq, a predicted model, not a curated record